Molecule: messenger RNA, 402 nt
Organism: Talaromyces atroroseus
Lineage: Eukaryota; Fungi; Ascomycota; Eurotiomycetes; Eurotiales; Trichocomaceae
Exons: 2
Coding region: 1-402 (133 amino acids)
Biological process (GO): SRP-dependent cotranslational protein targeting to membrane
Cellular component (GO): signal recognition particle, endoplasmic reticulum targeting
Molecular function (GO): 7S RNA binding; endoplasmic reticulum signal sequence receptor activity
Source: RefSeq, a predicted model, not a curated record
AUGGCGCCGCCGCACAUGAACAACGAUGAGUUUUUCGCUGCUCUGACGACGCUCCUCUCGAGCACUUCCCAAAAAGCCAAAGGCAGCGUCUACCUCCUACAGAAGCGCAUUGUCUCAUCCGAAGAUCCAACGAUAGCAGAAGGUUCAAUUCUUGUUCGCGCAACAGACGGAAAGACAUCAAACCCAAAUCCACGAACCAGCGAUAGCAAUUCAGGUAUUACAAAAACGAAGACGACGAAGACACCAAAGGUGAAAUUGUCAACAGUCGUGGCUCUCGCAGAUCUAGAUGCCUUCUUUAUGAAGUACGCAGAUGUCUGCAAGGCGGGGAUGGUUGGCAUGAAGAAGAGAGAUCGCAGUGCGAAGAAGAAAGUCAAGGCAAAGUCUAAGUCUGCGAAGGCUUGA